Molecule: messenger RNA, 601 nt
Organism: Periconia digitata
Lineage: Eukaryota; Fungi; Ascomycota; Dothideomycetes; Pleosporales; Periconiaceae
Source: the annotation of a GenBank genome assembly
AUGCCUGCCUACCACUCCGUCUUCCUCGAUGAGCCUAACCAGCAACUAAUCGGCAACUUCGCCCUCCUGCCGCUCCGCACACGCACCCGUGGCCCCGCCAUCCAGCUCCCCGCCCUCCCCUCAGAUGUCACCGACCUCACCAUUGAUUCCUCACACGAGUCCUACGACCCGCUAGACGAAGUCCUCUCCCUAUUCCGCGCCAACACUUUCUUCCGCAACUUCGAAAUCAAGGGUCCUGCCGACCGCGUGCUGAUCUAUGGCAUUUUGUUCGUGAGCGAGGUUCUGGGGAAGAUCAAGCCUGGCGCGAGUCGGAGAGACGCAGAGAAGGCUGUAACAAACGUCGCACUCGACACAAACUUCGCAAUCCCGGGCGAUGCAGGAUUCCCCCUCAACCAGGCCUUCGAGGCGCCCGCAGACAGGAACCAGGCAGAGGUGCUGAGACAGUACAUUAUGCAGAUGAGGCAGGAGCUGGCGACGAGGUUACUCAACAGGGUGUAUGCGGACGGCACCAACACACCUAGCAAAUGGUGGCUCAGCUUUACGAAGAGAAAAUUCAUGGGCAAGGCUUUGUAGUUUUUUCUUGAUAGCGGAAUGAAAACAU